GUAAUAUAAUUGAUAAACUCUUGCUAAAUGAUGAAAUCAAAAUACAUCCUACUGGUCCAGAUGAAGCAGUCACGGCCCUUCUAAAAUCUGGUGUUUUAUUCUACAUUGAUGAUAAAGGACCAGAAUUCAUACUUCGUGAAGGUCGCGUAGGAUUUAUCUCGCCGGUUGCACGACUUUUAUCAUUUUUUCAUCGAUGUACUUCAGUCAAACAACCUCUACAAGAUGGGUUUACUCUUCAAGAAUUAGUACGCGAAGCUUUAUCGCGUGUUAAUUCUAGAUAUCUUAUACAUAAUUUAGGUCGUUCAAAAGAUGGUAUGAGACUAUUAGAAAGAGUUUGGCAAAUGGAAUUUUAUAGAGCAAUUUAUAGUUGUUUACCUGAUGGAAUGCAUAUUUCACCCGAU
Racocetra fulgida is the source of this 401-nucleotide messenger RNA. The record is from the annotation of a GenBank genome assembly. Lineage: Eukaryota; Fungi; Glomeromycota; Glomeromycetes; Diversisporales; Gigasporaceae.